UUCACUCCCAGCGCCGUCUGACAGUCUCUCUCACACGAGGAGAGGCCCCGGGCACUUCGCACAGCCGCUCACGAGAGCACGCUUUGGAUUGUUUUCUCGUUUCGCUGAGAGGCCAGUGGCCGUUUGGAAAAACCAUGAAAAUGUCCGCGACUGAGGUGGCGCGAGUCCUGAAGGAGGGCGAGCUGGAGAAGAGGAGCGACAACCUGCUGCAGUUCUGGAAGAGGAAGACGUGCGUGCUGACCACGGACAGUCUCAACAUCUACGCCGACCAGCAGAAGAAGAACAAAAGCAAAGAGCUGAAGCUGCAGUCCAUCAAGAAGGUGGACUGUGUGGAGCGAACCGGCAAGUUCGUCUACUUCACCAUCGUGACCACAGACAACAAGGAGAUCGACUUCCGGUGCUCAGGAGAGGAAAACUGCUGGAACGCGGUGAUCACCAUGGCCCUCAUCGACUUUCAGAACAGAAAGGCCAUCCAGGACUUUAAAACCAGGCAGGACACGGAGACCACGACGCAGCAGGACAUACGAAUGGCCAGAGCUCCCUGAUUAAACUCCUGAUUCUCCGCACAGCACGAGAUGUUGAGAAAUGGAGCCAGAAGAAAGCAUGGACCAAAGUGGAGGCUUUUCUCAUUCAUUGUCUACAUGUCUGAGAAGAAGGCAUGGCUGAAAAGAGAGAGGAACCCUGGAGGAGCUGCUCCCCGCCGCCUUUUCUCUUCUUCUUUUUUUUUGGAAGACACACAAAGAAUUUCAACAGGCAAAAGAGACACUCGAGACUGAAUCCUUGAACUUUCAAAGCGUGUCGACAUGAGGGACUCUCACCCUUGACGUCUGUGUAAAUUUGUUUAUUUAUUUGUUAUAAGAAAUGUUGCAUUAUAUGCAAACCGUUUUGUGUGUAAACGUCAUUAAGUUAUUAUACAUGUGCUAUUUCACUAUGUAUUUAUUUAAAUAAAUUUUCAACAAAAUGAACA
Messenger RNA from Colossoma macropomum (tambaqui), 967 nucleotides. RefSeq names its product pleckstrin homology-like domain, family A, member 2 (gene phlda2). The transcript is spliced from 2 exons. Lineage: Eukaryota; Metazoa; Chordata; Actinopteri; Characiformes; Serrasalmidae. Gene Ontology annotation, molecular function: phosphatidylinositol phosphate binding. Gene Ontology annotation, biological process: positive regulation of apoptotic process. Bases 135 to 545 code for a protein of 136 amino acids. The record is from RefSeq and is a predicted model, not a curated record.